AUUCUGUAAACAACAAGGAGAUCAUAUAAUUGAGUUCAAAGUAUCCAUGUGCAAUACCUUGUUUGAUUCCGCCAUGAUCAGUAUCGUUCAAUGCUGUUCAGUUGCGUUCAGUGUGUUUCGGAACGUCAAUCGGUCAAUUUAGAGUGGCUUUUUAUCAUAACCUUGUAUAUGUAUUCAUGUACAUUACAUGAUACUCUGAGAACAAAACUCUUUUGAGGAGGAAGAGCAACCGAUUGAAGUCAAAUAUGAGUCGCGUGGAUUUAAAAGUCGUAUUACUGGGUAACGCGAUGGUGGGAAAGACGAGUCUCAUGGAAAGAUAUGUACACGACUCGUUUAACGGCAAUAGACCCUAUCAGAAUACAAUAGGCACUGUGUUUGCAGCGAAGCGAGUGCAAGUGAACGAUGUGACACUUAUUAUGGGAAUAUGGGAUACUGCAGGCAGUGAGAAGUAUGACGCAAUGACUAGAACGUAUUAUCGUGGUGCCAAAGCUGCCAUAGUGUGUUAUGAUAUUACAAAAUCGAGUACGUUCCAAAGAGCAAAGCAUUGGGUAAGAGAACUUAGAAGCAUUGAAGAGAAUUGUAAAGUAUAUCUUUGUGCCACCAAGAAGGAUUUGUGCGAUGAAGGUUUUGUAUCAGACGAUCCAGAUAUACAAAGUGUUGUAGAGAGGUAUGCGAGUGGUACACAGACCAAACUUUUCGUAACGUCUAGUAAAACGGGAGAGAACGUAGCCGAAUUGUUCGAUGAAAUUAUACAAGAUUUCGUAUCCAAUCCUGAAAAUUUGCAAAAGGUAGAAGAAGCAAUUGUUCUAAGCAAAAAAACUGGGGAAAGAUGUACUAGAUAACAUAAUUCUGGUCUUUGCAACAUCUAAUGGCGUCGUUAUGGCGGCUGAUAUAGCAACUGAAAAAUAAAAAAAAAAUUAAAAAUCUCAUAUAAGUAA
Messenger RNA from Acromyrmex echinatior (Panamanian leafcutter ant), 938 nucleotides. RefSeq names its product ras-related protein Rab-24. The record is from RefSeq and is a predicted model, not a curated record. Lineage: Eukaryota; Metazoa; Arthropoda; Insecta; Hymenoptera; Formicidae. Gene Ontology annotation, molecular function: GTPase activity; GTP binding.